AUCUUAUGUUCUGCUCUGGUUCGACUUUCUCCCGCGUACUCUUCCUUCUAUUCCAUUUGACGCACAGUAAUCGGUCUCCAAAUCAAUCUCGCAGGCCGGCCGAAAAUACGGCUCACAAGCCUGUGAAUCUUAUUUCAGGGCCUCAUAUUGAUACGGAGAUUAGGGCAUUCGAUACUCUCAAAUCUCAGAGUGCUCGGCUAGCUUCAACAGCGGUUUAUUAGAAUCAGAGAGCUCAGAGGAAUCCUUCAGAGUCUUCGAGGCGGGACCAUAAACUAGCGCUCGAUAUGGACGGACCGAGCACUUCGAGCAGGGAAGAGCUGAGAAGCCUACUGGCCCCGUUGUACAAUGCUCCAUGGCCCUUGGAGGAAACGAAAUCGCAAAGAGCAAGAGAACUAUUUGCACAGUUCUUCGAUAAAGCCUUGGACGACAUAUUGAAGGAUCGAGAGGACAACAACUAUCAACUGGAGGAUUCUCUGAUGAAACAAGUUGCUCUCCAAAUGGAAAAAGUCCUGUCUACGCUGAAACUCUCAUCGGAUAUCGACGAAAAAACGGCCCAGAGCGACGGAUCCGGAGUCUCAGAGGGGCAUGAAUGAGAUCGGAUUCAACCACGGGAGCUGUUCUCCACGCUGUGCGUCGAGCAGUGAGCGCACAAAAAUUCCCGGGAAACUUCGAGAGAGACUUGAAUGCUAGACAGGCCCGCUGAUCGGAACAGCCGAGCACGAGCGUUACCGCAACUAUCAUAAGACAUCGCUCGGAUCCUACUGGGACGUAACGUAUUUUAACCUGUGAAAAAAUACGCCUUCCCCGGGCAAACGUCCUUACAAUAAACACUCUACGAUCGGCACUCAGUUCGCCGCAGGAAUGAAAUACCUUUCGUGC
Messenger RNA from Galendromus occidentalis (western predatory mite), 879 nucleotides. RefSeq lists its product as uncharacterized. The transcript has 4 exons. The record is from RefSeq and is a predicted model, not a curated record. Lineage: Eukaryota; Metazoa; Arthropoda; Arachnida; Mesostigmata; Phytoseiidae. The coding region runs from base 285 to 593 and encodes 102 amino acids.